GGGUUGCGGGCUGCGGGCUCCUCCCCCGGGCGCGGGGCGCGGGGCGCGGGCGGGAUGCGCGGGGCGGGAUGCCCAGCCCCGGGGGCACAGCUGCGGCCCGGGCGCGCGGCGCGGGGCGGAAAAGCCUGUUGACACAGUCUGCACAGCGCCUGGGGAAUAAUGCAGUCAAGGAAGUGAGCCGACUCGGCCUGACUGCUCCAACUUCCUGCUCUCUCACACAGGAGGAAAAAAAAAAAGGAGCGAGAGAAAGAAAAAAAAAAAAGAGGGGGGAAAUCAGGAUCUCAUUACAAGAGCAGCAGACCGUCUGCAGACGCUUGUCAGCAUGGAAAGUCGGGGGCUUUCGCCUGGUUCCUCCUAGAACCCCCUGCACCCACCACCCUCCCCAAGACGAAUCUGGAGCUGCCCCCACGUCUGGGCAUGGAGAGUGCAAUCACGCUGUGGCAGUUCCUGUUGCAGUUGUUGCUGGACCAGAAACAUGAGCAUCUGAUCUGCUGGACCUCCAACGAUGGUGAAUUCAAGCUCCUCAAAGCAGAAGAAGUGGCCAAGCUGUGGGGACUCCGCAAAAACAAAACAAACAUGAACUACGAUAAGCUGAGCAGGGCCCUGCGAUACUAUUACGACAAGAACAUCAUCAAGAAGGUCAUCGGGCAGAAGUUCGUGUACAAGUUCGUGUCCUUCCCGGAGAUCCUCAGGACCGACGCGCCCUCGGCCGACGCGGCCCGGGACGGCCUCCUGCUGCCGCUGCCGCUGCCGCUGCCGCUGCCCGACGACCGCCCGGCGGCCCCCGACGCGGCGCCCAGGAGCGGCGGCCGCCGCCAGUACCCGCCGCGCUCGGGGCUGUUCUCGUCCUUCCCCCGCGGCGCCCUGCACGGCGCGCCCGGACCCCGCCAGGCCGAGGCCGAGGCCGAGCGGCCCGACCGCAGCCCCGACGACGAGGUCCGGACGGUCAUCCGCUUCGUGUCCCACCGGGGCCGCCCCCUGCCCGCCGCCGCCCCCGCCACGGUCGCCUCCGUGCGGCUGCCCCCCGCGGCCAGCGUGUCGUCCCCGUCCCCGUCCCCGUCCCCGUCGCCGUCCCCGACCCCGUCGCCGUCCGCCUCGUCGCGCUCCCCGUCCCCGGCCCCGGCCCCGGCCCCCGCCUCGCCCCUCUUCCCGGAGGCCGCCUGCCAGGAGCCGGAGCCCCUGAACCUGUCGUCGUCGGGCUCCAAGAGCCGGCCGCCGUGCCCGCCCCCCAGGGCCAAGAAGCCCAAAGGCCUGGAGCUCUGCGCGUCGCCGCUGGUGCUCGCGGCGGCCACCGACAUGGGCUCCGUCGCCCUCAGCAGCCCGGCGCUGCCGUCGGGGUCCCUCACCCCCGCCUUCUUCACCGCCCAGACUCCGAGCGGCCUGCUCCUGACCCCCAGCCCGCUGCUCUCCAGCGUCCACUUCUGGAGCAGCCUCAGCCCAGUCGCUCCGCUGAGUCCCGCCAGGCUGCAGGGGCCAAAUACGCUGUUUCAGUUCCCAACACUGCUGAACAGCCCCAUGCCGGUGCCGGUCCCCAGUCUGGACAGAGCCGCCUCGCCAGCACUGCUCUCCUCAAGCUCUCACAAGUCCUGAUGACGUCCAGCUACAAGAGAGACUCAUUAGCUUGCUUCCACGGGCGAGUUGGCCCGUCUUCAAAGGACCUUGUGAAGCCCUCUAUAAUUUGGUUUGCACUUUUCACAUCAUGGUUGGUCUAGGUUGAUGUUAGCAUUUUAAUACAUUUUUAUAUUCAAGUAUAUACGACCAUCUGUUCUGCAUUAAGUGAGUUCUGAUUUUUUAUAUUCUCUUAGCUCUUAAGUGGCAAACACUGUUGACAGUGCAGAGCUGUUCUUAAGGGCUCUCAGUAGCAUAAGGAUGUGAAGCUUCUGUCUCUCCGAUUCUGUAUAUGCUUGUACUAAUAACCAGCUGUGCCUUCUUCCCAUUUAUCUAUGUAAAUGAUUUAUAGAUUUUCUAGUAUUAGGAGAAAAGUUAGUGUCAAACAGUUCUCUCGUAGAACUGCGCUAUUUUUCACAAGUAGGAACUAUAAAAGCCUAGCCACAUUACUUCUCCUUUGCUUCCAAUUGUAUAAGAAUUGCCUUAGGACCCUUUUCAAAAUAAAAAUCAAUAAAUGAAAUGUCUAACAUUUUUAUAAGCAUAAACUAAGCCAUAUUUAGACAAUAAACAUUCAUAAGAGAAAAUGUUUUAAAGUGCAUUUCUUAAAAAAAUUUUUUUAAAAAACCCACUUUGAACGACUAGCCUUCCAGCUGUUUACACCCUUCUGACCCGCCCCAGAGAGAACGCUCCCUCCAGUCCAUCCGUCUACACCCCUGGGAAAUUCCCAAGUUAGGAAACUUUGCCACAAAGUUGGUCCUGGUUCUCCUCACUUUCCACAGACACUCAUACACCGGAAACAUUUACUCUAUUAUCAUGAUUUUUUUAAAGGAGGCUCAGCGGGCCAGCGAGAUAGCUUACUCGGACUGUGUGUGGCUCUGUCACACCUGUGGCCCAGGUUGCCUGCCCGGCUCCACACUGAAGGAAGCUCCAGGCCUGUGAUUUCAGUCAGUGUGUCUGUCUAAAAAAAUAAAGAGGCUCGGAGACUGGCAAUGAGUACAGUCUGCAAAGAAGUCAUUUAGUUAACCCCAGGUAUUAUACCUGGAGAGCUUGGGCUUGUCUGAGAAACUGAGGAGGUAGGAGACACUGCUUUGUGCAUUACAAAGUCUACGGUGACGAUGAAAGAAGAUAGAAAUGAAAAAUACAGGAAUUGUCGGACAGUUUGGAAGCCCCAGGAGAUUCUUUUGCUGUAUAGUUAGGAUCAAUGGUAACAGACACCUCUGUAUGCUUAGAGCCUGCCGGCAACACACACACUGCGGCAUCUUUCUCUGCAGAAAAGGAGAAGAUUCUGAUGACAGCUGACUGGAAAGUGCUUCCAAAUCAAGUUGUUCUGACCUGUAAGGAACAGAAAUAAUUUCUAAAAUCUGGCUAGAACUUUGGUCCAAACUGAGUGUUACUUAUCAGGGAGAUUAUGAGGGCAAACCCAGCAUAUAAAAAUACACAUUACGAGUUUUCAGAAGUUCCCAGUUUUUCUUAUAGUACUUACACAUUUUUGAGAUUUUCAGUCAGAAUUGAGCAUAUCUCUGUGUGUGAGGGCAUGAGCCCUGACUGGAAGUGGGUAAAUCCAGUGUCAAUAACUCAUUUUCACUAUAAAGCAACUGGGGACUGAUUAUGAAAUUUGCACACAGACAGCACUGUGAGUCCUCUCCACAGACGAGUGAUUUUGCACUGACGUAGCUGGUUCAGCGGACACAUACACUGUUAGAACUAGGAGGGGCCGCUGACAAUGGAACCUGAUGCCAUCUCUAGAUAGAACGACAGUGAAGCUGGAGUUUCCAGAGGGCUCACGGCUCACUGAAGGUGGAGCCCUGGUGCUUGGCCCAGCUCUUUAAUACUUUCUUUGACCAGCCUGUAAGCCUGACUGUUGGUUCCACAGACAAACAAGAACACUUUUCUUGUUUUGUCAAGGGAAGAAUGCUUCCCAAAUCAAGAUUCUUAGAGGGAAAGUAGAGGAAAGUUAAUAAUGUACAAAGGUCUCACCAAAAACUAUCUUAAAAUCUGAAUGUUAAUUAUAAGUAUUCAAAUGACUAUAAAUCUGAAUCUUGGAUUCCCAUCCACUAAAUAUGAGUAACACAUACUCUGCCUUCAUUUAAAAAUGGAAAAAUAAGUUCUCAGUGGAUAAAAAGAUUCACUGUAGCAUAAACAGAGAACUGGAGAUUUUGAAUGCAGCUCUGCCUUAUUCUAUGUGUUGGUUUUUUGUUGUUGUUGUUGUUUCAACAAUUAUUUUAGUCAGGAAAUAGGUUUCAAAGAACAUAUACUAAAAGGAUUUUUUCCCUCCUUUUUAUGUCUGCCUGAUCAGUGUUAAAAGGUUUUAUAGAACUGUAACCUAAGUGUUGUCUUUUUUGUACCUUUAUGAUUGUAAAUCUUCAUUCACUUCCAUGUAUGUAUCAUUUUUACCGUUGUUAUUUUUAAUAAAUACUUUGUGAUAAAAGGUG
Molecule: messenger RNA, 4040 nt
Organism: Erinaceus europaeus (western European hedgehog)
Lineage: Eukaryota; Metazoa; Chordata; Mammalia; Eulipotyphla; Erinaceidae
Gene: ELK3
Product: ETS transcription factor ELK3
Exons: 5
Coding region: 418-1590 (390 amino acids)
Biological process (GO): regulation of transcription by RNA polymerase II; cell differentiation
Cellular component (GO): nucleus
Molecular function (GO): sequence-specific DNA binding; DNA-binding transcription factor activity, RNA polymerase II-specific
Source: RefSeq, a predicted model, not a curated record